UUGUGCGUUGCGUUUAUUCGGCGUUAAGCUUUCCCAUYGAACGGUCGCUCGCGAGUGUGAGUGAGUGAGUGUGAGUGUGUAUCGGUCUCAGCCAUACAGCCAUACAGCCAUACAGGCAGCCUGCCUAGCUACGGCCAGUUAGUUUCGCCGCGUUACGCAGCUGCGACAGUCAACAAAAGCGCUGCAUAAAAUCUGACUAUAUAGAUUUGAUUAUUGUUGUCGUUGUUUGUUGGCCGCGUCGAUCGUUUAAAUCACGCGACGCCCGCCCUCUGCACGUCGCCGUACCGCACCGUCCCGCUCUCUUCAAGUGUUGAUCCUCACAGCCGACUUCGCUCUGUGUUAGUCAAGAGCGAAUCAAGCAUUAGAGAUCAGCCAUGGAGCGCAUGAAUCUGUUCGCUUUGCUGGCCCUGCUGCUCUGCAUUUGUGCAGCAGCCAAGCCCGGCGUCUACUGCCCCGAGGACUGCAGCUGUUCCCUGUCGCAGCACACACACAAGCCCCUGCUGCACGCCAAGUGCAACAGCACGAAUGGCCUGAAGUUGACGGAUGGGCCGUUGCCCGCUACAAUACCCAUACAUUCCAUAGAUCUGUCCUAUUUGGGUCUGACGCGCGUGGGACAUGUGCUGGAUGGGCUGACCAAUUUGACCUCGGUGGAUCUGUCGCACAACGACCUGCAUGAGCUGGGUCACCUGAGUCGCCGCAUCAAGAGGCUGAACCUCAAGCACAAUCGCUUGACAUCUGCCAAAUUGUUGAAGCUGCCGCAGCAGCUGCAGGUGCUCAACUUGCAGCACAAUGACAUCACAACGCUGCCCAUCGAGCUGACACACUUGCAGCAUCUGCAGCAGCUGGAACUGGGUCACAACAAUAUCAAUUGCUCGUGCCGCACACUGGAGGUGCGCAACUGGCUGCAGGAGCGACAUGUGUAUAUGGAGAAGCCGGUCAUCUGUAGCCUGCCGGCGGAGGCGCAUGGCAAAUCCUGGCUGCAACUGAAGCAAUCGGACAUUUGCGAAAAGGAGCAACGCGGCUGGUAUGCCACAGAGGCCGAUGAGAACGAGCUGAUGAUGGGCGAUCAGCCGCUGCCCGAUUCCAACGAGGAGGAGGAAGAGGAACAGGAGCUGGGCAAAGACUAUCUGGUCAUCGCUGGCAAGAAACCGGUGAAGGCACCAGAGGCGCCACCGGUUGUGGAAAGUGAUGUCGAGGGCUCGGGCGAUUUGACUGAAAUGAAUAUGGAACUAGUUGCCGCUCAACAGGCAUCGGAGCAGGUGCCCGUCGUGGCUGCAGAGCCAAAGACGGAGCAAUUGGUGGGUCUGCCACAGCCCGACGAGUCCGAGAACGAGGAAGAGGAGGAAGGUUCCGGCAGCGGUGACGAUAUGCUGAUUAUACCACACAUUGCCACAGACCACGUUCAUUCGGAUGACUUUGAGCCGCCCGAAGAUUCUGAGUCGGAGCGUGACGAUAACGACGACAACUACGACAAUAAGCCAGUGGAGCAGCCGGAGCAGCCAUCGCCGGAUAUUUUCAAGAACAUUGGCAUCUUCGAGGAUGGUAAAAUAGAACAACCCGAAGAAGUUAGCGAGGAGACAAUUGUGCCGGCGGUGCAGACUAAACUGGAUACGGGUGCACCUACCGAUGUCGUCACAGACGGUCCUAUUGACUCGGACAAGACUUCGGAUGACAUACUGUCUGCCAAGAUCGGUAAGAAGGAUGACAGCAAUGCCAUCUACUUCCUGCUGGGCGUCAUUGGCCUUAUUGUGCUGGGACUCAUACUGUUCGUGGCCAUUAAGCGCUGCAAGUACAACAACAAUGCGGCGGCAAGAGAUGCGGAGGCACAGCGUCAGACCGAGCUGCUGGAUAUGGAUAAGAAGAACUUGGGUAAGCCCUUGGCACGCAACGGUCACGAACACUCGCCAUUGAUUGGCGAGAAGACGAAGCUGGAUGAGGCACAGAUUGUGAAUGGAUCGGGCAAGAAGCCGUACGAUAGCAAAGACGGUGCUGGACAGCAGCCGCUGCUCAAUGGCAAUGGAACAGCCAAUGGAGAUGCCAAGGAGGUGCCGACCAUCAAUGAGCCCGCUGGUGCAGAUGCAGCACCACAUGAAUACUAUCCAAUCACACCCCGUUAUCCCACACCACAGUCGCCGCGUGCCUCCAAAUAUGCGCAGCAUCCACAGUCCGGCGAUGCCAAUGAGCAGAACAACAACAACAACAAUGAGCCGGAUGGCUCCUAUUUGCCUUCCUCGCCAAAAUCUGGUCGCUACUCGCCUGUCUAUUCACCGGAGACUGGACGUGUCAAGAUCAAGCUGACGGAGACGCCCAAGCCGAAGACUCCGAUGCUGGUCACGCGCAGCAAAUCCAAUGCUGGCGAUAUUAUCACAACGCCCGUUAAGGGAGGCGGCGGCUAUUUGGAGCCGACGCAUCAGGCUAAUGCCAUUGUCUCGCACUGAGUUAGCCACGCCCCCAGAAAAGCAA
Messenger RNA from Drosophila arizonae, 2463 nucleotides. RefSeq names its product Leucine rich repeat protein windpipe (gene wdp). Gene Ontology annotation, molecular function: protein binding. NCBI's taxonomy places the organism in Eukaryota, Metazoa, Arthropoda, Insecta, Diptera, Drosophilidae. The record is from RefSeq and is a predicted model, not a curated record.